CAGACGCUCAACACCAUUUAUCUUUUCAAAGGUUCAUCAUGAGGACUGAGGUCGCCCUCCAGCUGGGCUUCUGUGGCCUGUGUCUGACUCUGGCACUUCUUGGAGAAGGAAUGGCAGUGGAGCUUCCUGAUCCACCAGCAGUGAAUUGUAGAUGGGGUAUCUGGUCACAGUGGAGUGCAUGUGAUCCGUGCACAAAAACCAGGAGACGUUCUCGAACCGUCGAAGUGUUUGGCCAGUUCGGAGGUGAGUCGUGCCAGGGUUCACUCGGGGACAGGGAGCAAUGUACAACAGAUACUAAAUGUGCUCGACCACCGCCCCCUCAGUGCUUGGACUCAGAGUUCCAGUGUGAGACAGGUCCUUGCAUUAACAAGAGACUAAUGUGCAAUGGAGACUAUGACUGUGAGGAUGGAUCAGAUGAGGACUGUGAUCCUGUUCGCAAACCAUGUGGGACGAGAGUCGUUGAAAACAAUGAGCAAGGCAGAACUGCAGGAUACGGAAUCAACAUCUUGGGUGCAGAUCCUCGUAUGAACCCCUUCAACAAUGACAACUUCAACGGAAGAUGUCAAGUAGUGAGGAAUCCAAACACUCAGCAGUAUGACAGGCUUCCAUGGAAUGUUGGUGUGCUGGACUAUCAGACUCUGGCUGAGGAGACUGUUUCUAGGGAAAUCUACGAAGACACACACAGCCUUCUGAGGGAAAUACUGAAAGAGAUGACGGUGAAAUUGGAUGCUGGACUUUCCUUCAAAUUCAGUGCGAGUGAGGAGUCCAUGUCCAAAUCGCAAUCCACCAAGGUGAAGUUAGAUUACAACUACGAGAAGAAAACUAUGAUAAAGGAGGUCACAGAGUACAGCACCAUUAAGAACAAGAGCUUCAUGCGGGUGAAAGGCCGAGUACAGCUGAGCACCUACAGGCUGCGCUCUCGUGACUUCAAAGUGGCCGAUGAAUUCCUUGCGCACGUCGAGUCUUUACCCUUGGAGUAUGAGAAGGGUAUUUACUUUGCCUUCAUGGAAGACUACGGAACCCACUACACAAAAAACGGGAGGUCUGGCGGCGAAUACGAGUUGAUCUAUGUCCUCAACCAGGACACCAUCAAGGCAAAAAAUCUGACGGAGAGAACGAUUCAAGAGUGCGUCAAAAUAGGCAUCUCAGCAGAUUUUGGAGAAGAUACAAAAGGAAACGUUAACAGAGACAAGUGUGAUGACGUGACUAAGAAAGAAGAAGGAAGUAUUCAUGGAAAAGCAGUGGUGGACAAGGUGAUGACAUCAGUCAAAGGAGGCACUCUAGAAAGUGCAGUCACUAUGAGAGCUAAAUUAAACCAGGAUGGGGUGAUGGACCUCGCUACGUAUCAGAACUGGGCACGGACCGUCGCUGAGGCCCCAGCGCUGCUCAACAGUGAGCCAGAGCCCAUCUACAUGUUGAUCCCAUUGGAAAUGCCUGGUGCUAACUCCAGGAUAGCAAACCUGAAGCAGGCCACAGCAGAGUAUGUAGCAGAGUAUAACGUGUGCAAGUGUAAGCCCUGCCAUAACGGAGGUACCCUCGCUCUGCUCGAUGGAAAGUGCAUGUGUCUGUGCCCUCACCUGUUUGAGGGCAUGAGCUGCCAGAAUUUCAAGGGCGAUAAAGCUCAACACCCAGGUACGAGACCAACUGUUAAUCAGGAAGGUAACUGGUCGUGCUGGUUGGCCUGGUCCAGUUGUAACGGAGGGAAACGCGCCAGGACCCGCGGCUGCAACACAGACGGGCUCGUGGGAGCUGUGUGCAGGGGCGACACCAACAGUGACGAAUUCUGCUGAACAGAAAGAUGAUCAGUUUCUCACUAUCUCUAAAACACACACACACACACACACACACACACACACACACACAACUCUAACCCUAAAAUCAAGUCUUAAACCUCACACAAAAUAUCUUCACUUUGCAAAAUCUCCUCACUCUGUAGGGUCUAUCCUGAAAAUGGACCCCACACACAUAUAAGUACAGCAACACACACACACACACACACACACACACACACACACACACACACACACACACACAUACUCACUCACUCACUCACUCACUCAC
This is a messenger RNA of Hippoglossus stenolepis (Pacific halibut), 2061 nucleotides long. It is a transcript of the gene c9, whose product is annotated as complement component 9. The coding region runs from base 39 to 1790 and encodes 583 amino acids. Gene Ontology annotation, molecular function: protein binding. Gene Ontology annotation, biological process: immune response. Gene Ontology annotation, cellular component: membrane attack complex. The record is from RefSeq and is a predicted model, not a curated record. Lineage: Eukaryota; Metazoa; Chordata; Actinopteri; Pleuronectiformes; Pleuronectidae. The transcript has 11 exons.